This is a messenger RNA of Oncorhynchus kisutch (coho salmon), 4495 nucleotides long. RefSeq names its product SPRY domain containing 3 (gene spryd3). The transcript is spliced from 11 exons. Bases 228 to 1490 code for a protein of 420 amino acids. The record is from RefSeq and is a predicted model, not a curated record. Gene Ontology annotation, molecular function: protein binding. Lineage: Eukaryota; Metazoa; Chordata; Actinopteri; Salmoniformes; Salmonidae.
CCGGUGUCUGAUGUCAGUAGGAAGCGCCAUACAUUUGCAACGUUUUUCUACUGAAAAGUUUUGGAGUCUUACCAAAUGAACACAAGUGCCUUUGAAUUAAUUAUUUAAACACAUACUGGACAAAUGGGGUAACCAACCCAUCUUCUGGAAAGCUACUGAGUGUGCUGGUUUUUACACUAGCCCUACCUGAACUCACUGGAUUUAGCCAAUCCUGACCUCAAGUCAAGAUGGAUGACAUCAACCUACACUACAGGUUCCUGAACUGGAGGAGGAGGAUCAGAGAUGUGCGUGCUGUACGCUUUCAGGAGCGCUACAAAAGAAUGCUGAAGAAUGGAGACACACUCAGCUAUCAAGGGAACUCUGAUGAGGUUGGCUGCUAUGUGGCUCCCCGUCCCUUAUCAAAGGGAAACUGCUACUUUGAGGUGACCAUAAUGGACACAGGGGUGAGAGGGACGAUAGCAGUAGGCCUGGUGCCACAGUUCUACAAGCUGGACCAUCAGCCAGGCUGGCUGCCACAGUCUGUAGCCUACCACGCUGAUGACGGCAAGCUGUACGAUGGGAACCCUGUGGGCCAGCAGUUUGGGCCCAAAUGCAACCGUGGUGACAGGAUUGGCUGUGGAAUAUACUGUGAUACCAUCGAGGCUGGGUUGACCACAGUCUUUUUCACCAAGAAUGGCAAAGAGGUGGGCUCGUUGGUGUUCCCUGCAGCGGCGGAGGGCCUGUUCCCAGCAAUCGGGAUGCACUCUCUGGGAGAGGAAGUGAGGCUGGACCUCCAGGCAGAGUGGGACAUGGAGGAGGCCGACAGCAUCAUGAUGGUGGACAGCCACGAGGACGACUGGGGACGUCUCUACGACAUCAGGGUCACUGGCACGCAGCUCCUGGAGUACGUUGGGAAGGGGAAGAGCAUCCUGGACGUGGGUCUGGCCCAGGCCAGGCAGCCCCUCAGCACACGCUGCCACUACUUUGAGGUGGAGAUAGUGGACGCUGGAGAGAAGUGCUACAUCGCCCUGGGCCUGGCCAGAAGGGACUACCCCAAGAACAGACACCCGGGCUGGAGCCAAGGCUCAGUGGCUUAUCACGCAGAUGAUGGGAAGAUCUUCCAUGGUAGUGGGGUUGGGGAGCCGUUUGGUCCUCGCUGCAUCGAGGGUGACAUCAUGGGCUGUGGCAUCAUGUUCCCAAGGGACUACAUAUUGGAUGGUGAAGAUGACAUAGAUGAGUGGGACACGUUGGAGGUGCUGCCAAGGCAGGGAGAGGGGCGGAUCCAGAACAUUCUGUACCUGAAUGAUGAGGAGGAGGAGGAGGAGGAGGAAGAGGGGGGCGAACUGGACCAGGAGCAUGACGGCAGGAAGGUCAUGGUGUUCUUCACACGGAACGGGAAGCUGAUGGGUCGCCGUGAGGUGGUGGUGCCCCCAGGGGGGUUCUACCCCACCGUGGGGAUGCUGAGCAGCGGAGAAAAGGUCAAGGUAGACCUGCACCCCCUCAGUGGAUGAACCUGACCAGCCUGCAUCCUCUUAGUGGAUACGAUGAGUCCAGAAACCGAACACUGCACCCUGUCAUCGCCUGACCAGUGACCACAUCAAGCCUUACUGGGGAUCAGCGUAGUGAAACUAGGGCAAGGAUUCAUUCCAUGGCGUUCUAUAACUGACUUUUAAAGGUAUUUUAUGCUUGAGCGUUUACCAUUUAUUUGAUCUCUGCAAACAUCUGGGAAAAUGCUGUUAAAAAGCAUAUUGUGGUCCGUAUAAAAUGCUACCCUGUAACACAACUUGAAUAGAAUCCCAGCCUUAGUCACAACCAUCAGGACUCACUGUGGCAAAAAUGUAUAUAUACACUGAUGCAGUGAAAUGUGUUGUUUUACAGCGUCAGCAAUAGUAGUUUGGCAAAUUAGGGUAAAGUACCUUGCUCAAGGGAACAUAUAUAUAUUUUUUUCUCACAUUGUUGUCUCGGGUAUUCGAGCCAGCGACUCCUAAAACUACCAUCAGGACUGACUGUGGCAACAAUACCAUCAGGAUUCACUGUGGCAACACUACCAUCAGGAUUCACUGUGGCUAAACUAAAGGCUUAGCCUGAGACCGAGUUGUUGGAUAAUUCUGUGCAAUUUGUUGUUUUAUCAUUUUUCAUCAAGCCACAUUUUUUUCCCCCUGUCAAAGCAAAUAGUCAGCCCUGCCUGGUCCUGGGCUCUGAAACAGUGGAGCCCCUAAAAUGUCUCUCAUGAGGUCUACUGGCACACUUUGUUGAUUUCAUUUGUCAUGGCCCCAAACAUAGCAAUGCAUGUCCAACAGAGUCCGAGAGCCUGCUGGCAGUUCAUGUUAUAGGCACUAGUGAGUGAGUAGUGCUCUCCUGUGAGCACUGGAAGUUGCUUCCCAAAUGGCACCCUAUCCCUUAUAUAGUGCACUACUUUUGUGCCCUAUUUGCCCUGGACAAAAAAUCAUGCACUAUAUAGGGAAUGGGGUGACAUUUGGGAAGCUGGUAGAUUGUGUGUGUGAUUGAGUGAGUAGUACCCUCCUGUGAGUGCUCACUAACCUGCCUCCUGGAGCUGAGCUGAGCUUGAUAGGCCCCAGAUCUGUUAGUGCUUUAUAGCCAACUCUUAUGAUCAUUGUCAUGCCAAACACAGAUUUGGGACCAGGCUUGAGCUGGGCUAGGUGGGAGUAAAAACGAUAUUCUCCAUAUCAAAUGGAUGGCAUCCUAGUAUCAAGUAACCCCUUAUCAAAGACUGGAAAUUAUGUUAAUGUGUGAAUAUACACGACAUGGUAUGUGGACAAAAGUAUAUGGACAGCCAUUGAAAUGAGUGGAUUUGACUAUUUCAGCUAGAACCGUUGCUGACAGGUGUAUACAAUCGAGCACACAAUCGAGCCUGCUUCCAACUUUGUGGCAACAGUUUAGGGAAGGCCCUUUCCUGUUUCAGCAUGUCAAUGCCCCCGUGCACAAAGCAAGGUCCAUACAGAAAUGGUUUGUCGAGAUCUGUGUGGAAGAACUUGACUGGCCUGCACAGAGCCCUGACCUCAAUCCCAUCGAACGCCUUUGGGAUGAAUUGGAACGCAUACUGCGAGCCAGGCCUAAUUGCACAACAUCAGUACCCGACCUCACUAAUGCUCUUGUGGCUGAAUGGAAGCAAGCCCCCUCAGCAAAGUUCCCAGAAGAGUGGAGGCCGUUACAGCAGCAAAGGGGGGACCAACUCCAUAUUAAUGCCAAUGAUUUUAGAAUGAGGUGUUCGACGAGCAGGUGUCCAUAUACUUUUGGCCAUGUAGCGUAUGUACAUAUUCUAUGUCAUAUAUGUUUGACUGUAUAGAUUCAUAAUCUCCUAUAUAUUUUUGUAGAUUUCUCUCUACAUGGAAUUCUAUAACUGAAGACAUGGGAGAGAGACUGUUGGCUUUUUGUAAUAGGGGGGAUGGGUGGUGAGGGUUUAGUUAAAAAUCCCAAGCACUUUUUAAGUGUCCUCUAUCCACUCCCAGUGUAAUUUACAAGCGGUUUCUUUCUGUCUAAUUAUAUGUUCCGAUUCGUUUUUCAUGAACAUAUUUUGGUUGAGGAUAAUGGAUCAACUGCACACGAGAUCAUCAAUAUGUCGACAAUGUCUUCUGCAACAGUAUACUUUUGUCACAAGCACGUUAGAAAUGGUUGAGUCGGGUGGUGUCUGUAGUACACAGUAGAACCAGCAGAGUGCGAUCAGCAUCCUGUUCAGGCCAAUCUGAGAGGAAUGUAUGUUUGUUGUCCCAAAUGGCACACUAUUCCCUACAUAGUGCGCAAUUUAUUAAUUUUUUACCAGGGCCCACUGGUCAAAAGUAUUGCGCUAUGUAGGGCAUAGGGUGCCAUUUGGGACUGAGUCUGUCUAAAUGUAUACAGAGGAAGAGACGGCGCGCUUGUCAUUUGUUCAUAAGGUUUAAGAGACUUGUUCCGAUCUAUGCCAAAUGUUUAAGGAUUCUGAUCAAUCCGUCAUAUUGCAUUUCUAUUUGUAUGAUUUAACUCGCCAUGAGAUGCUUCUGUGUACAUCCCAAAUGGCACCGUAUUCCCUAUAUAGCGCACUAUUUUCGACCAGAGCACUAUAGUCCCUGGUCAAAAGUAGUGCACUAUAAAGGGAAUAAGGUGCCAUUUGGGACAUUAUCUGUCACCUGGAUGUGCCUCAUUCCCUUGAUAUUGCCACAAUCCCACACAGCAGCACCUCUGUAGUCACGGUUCAGGCAUCUUGAAGACCAUAGACAUGCUUAUUCAUAGAUGACAUACAAGCACGAGAAAGAAGGCUGUACUUGUAUCUCAAUUAGGGUUGCAAAAUUGUAACUUUCCAAUAAUUGUCAGGUUUUCCAGAAAUCGUGGUUGGAGGAUUCUGGAUUUCCUGCAUAUUCCCUCCUGAACCUUCCAGACAGGAUUGAUGGGAAACCUGGGAAUUUUGGGGAAAUUAUCAGAAUUUGGCAACCAUGAUCUCAAUGUAAAUGUUAGCACCUUGCCUACUUCCAGGAAGGCUGUCUUACUAAUUAAUAUGCAUUAAAAGGUAGUUAUUUCCAUA